AGCGAGAUAAGAGUAUGUAUGAGAGUUUGUGCAGAUCACUCACCUUCCUUCACGUACCACAGGUUCCGCCAGAGAGCUUGCCUGUAUCAAGAUGGCUGAAGGAUGAUCCCGUUCGAAACGCUGCCUUAAGACAUCGAGCCUUUAUUAUACAUAUCUAUGGAUUCUGAGGCAGACAGCAGACUGGCAGACGUUUAUGUGGACAGAGACGAUGUGAAAUACAAGUACAUAUUUUCACAUAUUAUUAUAUAGAACUGAACGAACAGUAACUCCUUUACUACAAUACUUCAAAUUAAAAAUAAAGCAUAAUCAAACACAAAAUGUCCUGAGAAGACUUUUUACUUUUCUACAGACACUACUGUCAAAAUACGACACCAUAUACUUUGAUAUGAAAACACAGAAACUAAAGAAGACAAGUGCUGUCAGCAAUUCAAUAUUAUUUUUUAUUUAACCUUUACUUUAACCAGGAAACUCCUUGAGAUUAAAAUGUAUUUUUUGAGAGUCACGUGGCCAAGAAGACACAUCAUUGUAAAGUUACACAUAUUAUAAGGUCGAACAUGACACAAAUGAUACAGGACAAAGAUAAAACGCAUUAAACAAUCAGGGGACUAAGAUGCACAAAAUCAAAUCAAAUCCAGCUCAGUUCAACUCUUCAGUUCCACGUCUACAACAUAAUCCCACGUGUUCUUUCAUAGUUUGAUGUCUUCAGUAUGAAUCUGCAAUGUUGAAAUUGAUCAAAAUAAAUGAAAUCCAUUGACGGUGAAGGUGUGUCCAAACUUAUGACUGCUACUGCACAUCCAGAUUAAGUCUCUACAACACUAAAAAUAAAACACACAUCCAGCAGCUGUUUAUUUAGGACACUCUCGGGUUUCAGUCGCUCCUCACUCUUUUUAUUUUCACUUUGAGCUGUGAUCGACUCGCAGCAGAAAGUUUAUCUGCAGAACUAAAACCUGUAAAACCAACAGAAGUGAAUCUGCAGCAGGUUCCAGCAGACACGGAUUGAUCCGGAUCGAUGGGCUGUUGAAGCCGGCAGUAGGUCUCCAGGAUAUUUAUUCUGAUGUGACAGUCACAUGAUGGAGACUGCAGCACCUGUUACAGAUGUGCAGCCACGAAAGCGCAGAAGCAGCUUUGAAUUUCUGCCACCUAACCUGUCUGAGCUGAGGGUUGUUCUGCUGGGAGGCAGCUGGUCCGACAGGAGUUCAUUAGGAAACAUCAUACUGGGAGAGACUGCUUUCAGCCAAACAUCCAAGUCGUUUCUGAGAAGCAGUGGACCAGUCGAAGACAAUAAAGUCGCGGUCAUCAACAGCCCAGAUCUGCUGUUUCCUACUAUAGACAAAGAGACAGAGUUUAUACGAGGAUGUGAGGAACAGUCUGCUCCUGGACCUCAUGUGUUCCUGCUGGUUGUUCAGUCUGAAGACUUCACUGAGGAACACAGCUUGAGGCUACAAAGAGUCCUUGGCAACUACAACGAUCGAUCAUUUGAUCAUUCACUGCUGCUGAUAUUAAAACCAAGAGAGGACCGUCCAGGUUUGACGGAGAAACACAUGGAAAAGGCUCCCUUGAGAGGCCUGAUCAGAAAAUGUAGAUACAGAUACUUGAUGGGGAAGAACCUUGAACGUGCAGAGCUGCUGACACGCUUCGGUCAAAUUGUAAAAGAAAACAAUGGAGAACAUGUGAGCUAUGAAGCAUAUAAGGACACAACAAAAACUUUAGAAGGCGGCUAUCAAAGCCCACAACACAAGAAAACUCCAAGAAGUUCUAUCACAGCUGCUGUUAAAGCUGCUGGGCUGCAUGAACAAAUCCCUCCUCAACUGUCUUCGUCUCAGAUGUCUGCAUUCAGGAUUGUGCUGCUGGGGAAAAGUGAAGACAAAAAGACAAGACUGGGAAACCUUAUCAUCGGUCACCAAGGAUUUCAUCAGCAAACACAUCCUGCUACCAGGCACUGUGUGGCCAUGUGUGGAGAGUGGGAAGGAAAACCUUUAACAGUCGUGAAAACUCCAGACAUGUUCAGUCUGUCUGAGGAGAUGAUGAGAAAAGAAGUGAAGAGCUGUGUGAGUCUCUGUUCUCCUGGACCAGAUGUUCUGCUGCUGUUAGUGAAACCUUCAGAUUUCACUGAAGGCAACAGAGAAACUCUGAAGUUCAUCCUGAGUCUGUUUGGUGAAGACGCCUUCAAACACUCGAUGGUCGUCAUGACGCAUGACAGUGAAAUAGAAUCCUUCAGGUGUAUCUCCCUCUGUGAUCCUGAGGGCGUCCAUGCCUUCAUCCUGGUCCUACCUGUGGGUCUCCUCACUGAUGAAGACAAGGCAGAGUUACAGACCAUCCAGAACACAUUCAGCUCUAAAGUCACAGACUUCUCCCUCAUUCUGCUCACUGUGGAGUCAGAUCCUACAGCUUCAGCUUUUGUUGACUCUAUAAGACAGAACAGAGACAUCCAGGAGCUCUGUCAGAGCUGUGGAGGAAGAUCUGUUGUUGUCAACAUGAAGGACAAGCAGCAGAUCCCAGAGCUGCUGGAUCAUGUGGACCAGAUGUCAGAUGAAGGAUCCAGAUGUUUCACUAAGGACAUGUUCACUGAGGCUCAGAUGAAGAAGCUUGUAGAGCAGAAAAACAUUAAUGCAGGACUUAAAGCUGAGCUGCUGGAAGUCAAAAAGAAAAGCGAGAUGGGAUCAGAUCAUGAAAAUCAGAGCAGAGAGAGUCUCAGGAUGGUUCUGAUCGGGAAAACUGGUAACGGAAAGAGUGCAACUGGAAACACCAUUCUGGGUGAAGAAUGUUUCGAAUCCGAGGCCAGCUCAAUGUCUUUGACCAAGUUUUGCCAGAAAGAAACAGGAGAGGUCGAUGGACGAGCCGUCACUGUGGUUGACACCCCCGGUUUGUUUGACACGACUCUGUCCAACGAUGACGUCCAACAGGAGCUGGUGAAAUGCAUCAGCUUGUUGUCUCCUGGACCUCAUGUGAUCUUACUGGUACUGCAGAUCGGAAGAUUUACAAAAGAGGAAAAAGAAACUGUGGAGCUGAUCACGAGAGUUUUUGGGGAAAAAUCAAGAGAUUACAUCAUGAUCAUAUUCACCAGAGGAGACGAUCUCAAGAAAUCAAUUGAGAGCUACAUCGAAAAAAGUGAUGAUCUUUUACAAAAGCUGAUCGCUGACUGUGGAAGGAGAUAUCAGGUCUUCAAUAAUAAGAAUCAGACGGAUCGAACACAAGUCAAAGAGCUGAUGGAGAAGAUCAACAGAAUGAUAAAGGAAAACGGAGGCAGCUGCUUCACCAGCGACAUGUUCCAAGAAGCUGAAACAGCGAUACAGAAAGAAAUGGAGAAUAUCCUGAAGGACAAGGAAGAAGAGAUGAAGAGAGAGAGAGAGGAGCUGGAGAGAAAACAUGAGGAAGAAAUGGAAGCAAUGAAAAGAAGAAUAGAAGAAGAGAGAAAAGUGACAGAACAAGAGAGAAAACUCAGAACAAAACUACUAGAAGAAAUGGAGGAAAACAUUAAGAAGGAGCGUGAGGAGAGAAAGAAAGANAGUUUUGCUCACUGA
Molecule: messenger RNA, 3521 nt
Organism: Stegastes partitus (bicolor damselfish)
Lineage: Eukaryota; Metazoa; Chordata; Actinopteri; Pomacentridae
Product: GTPase IMAP family member 8-like
Exons: 7
Coding region: 1068-3521 (817 amino acids)
Molecular function (GO): GTP binding
Source: RefSeq, a predicted model, not a curated record